This is a messenger RNA of Tupaia belangeri chinensis (Chinese tree shrew), 2750 nucleotides long. It is a transcript of the gene GTF3C4, whose product is annotated as general transcription factor IIIC subunit 4. The record is from RefSeq and is a predicted model, not a curated record. Gene Ontology annotation, molecular function: histone acetyltransferase activity; protein binding. NCBI's taxonomy places the organism in Eukaryota, Metazoa, Chordata, Mammalia, Scandentia, Tupaiidae. Gene Ontology annotation, cellular component: transcription factor TFIIIC complex. Gene Ontology annotation, biological process: transcription initiation at RNA polymerase III promoter.
AAGCUGCAGUAUUCGGUGAGCGGCCUGGAGCCGCUGGCCUGGUCGGAGGACCACCGCGUGUCGGUGUCCACGGCCCGCAGCAUCGCCGUGCUGGAGCUCAUCUGCGACGUGCACAACCCGGGCCAGGACCUGGUCAUCCACCGCACUUCGGUGCCCGCCCCGCUCAACAGCUGCCUGCUCAAGGUUGGCUCAAAAACAGAAGUUGCUGAGGUCAAGGAGAAAUUUGCCACCUCUAAAGACCCUACAAUCAGUCAGACUUUCAUGUUGGAUAGAGUGUUCAACCCUGAGGGGAAGGGUUUGCCUCCACUGAGAGGGUUCAAGUACACUAGCUGGUCCCCCAUGGGUUGUGACGCCAAUGGCAGGUGCCUCCUGGCAGCGCUGACCAUGGACAAUCGCCUGACCAUCCAGGCUAACCUUAACAGACUGCAGUGGGUUCAGCUGGUCGACCUGACUGAGAUUUACGGAGACCGUCUUUAUGAGACUGGUUACAGGCUCUCCAAAAAUGAGGCACCACAAGGAAAUCUCGGGGACUUAGCUGAGUUUCAGAGGAGACACAGCAUGCAGACCCCGGUCAGGAUGGAGUGGUCGGGCAUCUGCACCACUCAGCAGGUCAAGCACAACAACGAGUGCCGGGAUGUUGGCAGCGUACUCCUGGCCGUCCUCUUUGAGAAUGGUAACAUCGCUGUGUGGCAGUUCCAGCUGCCGUUCAUAGGGAAGGAGUCCAUCACUUCGUGCAACACGAUGGAGUCGGGAAUCAGCUCUCCGAGUGUUCUGUUUUGGUGGGAGUAUGAGCACAAUAAUCGGAAAAUGAGCGGCCUUAUUGUGGGGAGUGCUUUUGGACCUGUAAAAAUUCUUCCUGUCAAUCUCAAAGCAGUAAAAGGCUAUUUUACUUUAAGGCAGCCUGUUGUCUUGUGGAAGGAAAUGGACCAGUUGCCUGUGCACAGUAUCAAGUGUGUACCUCUUUACCAUCCUUACCAGAAGUGUAGUUGUAGUCUAGUGGUGGCUGCAAGGGGCUGCUAUGUGUUCUGGUGUCUUCUUCUGAUCUCCAAAGCAGGUCUGAAUGUGCAUAAUUCCCAUGUCACGGGCCUGCACUCACUGCCAAUUGUCUCCAUGACUGCAGACAAGCAGAAUGGAACCGUGUACACUUGCUCCAGCGAUGGGAAGGUGAGGCAGCUGAUCCCCAUUUUUACAGAUGUUGCGUUAAAGUUCGAACACCAGUUAAUUAGACUGUCUGAAGUCUUAGGCUCGGUGAGGACUCACGGCAUAGCAGUGAGCCCCUGUGGUGCCUAUCUAGCCAUUGUUACCACUGAGGGCAUGGUCAAUGGCCUCCAUCCUGUGAACAAAAAUUACCAUGUCCAGUUUGUCACUCUCAAAACCUUUGAAGAGGCGGCUGCCCAGCUCCUGGAGUCUCCAGCUCAGAAUCUGUUUAAGCAGGUAGACUUAAUAGACCUAGUACGCUGGAAAAUUUUGAAAGAUAAGCACAUCCCUCAGUUUUUACAAGAAGCUUUGGAAAAAAAGAUUGAAAGCAAUGGAGUCACCUAUUUUUGGCGGUUUAAGCUUUUCCUCCUGAGGAUUUUGUAUCAGUCAAUGCAAAAAACCCCUCAAGAAAUGUUAUGGAAACCCACACAAGAAGACUCAAAAAUCUUACUGCUUGACUCACCUAGGACAGGCAAUGCUGAAGACGAACAGCAAGAAGAAGGUACUUCCUCCAAACAAGUGACUAAGGAGAAGGGGAAAGAAGGCGAUGGAGAGGAGCCCACCGAUGACUCUCUUGCCCAGACUGGAGAUGGCGGAGGCCAUGAAGCCAUGGAAGAGAAGCUCCUUGAAAUCCAAGGGAAAAUCGAAGCUGUGGAAAUGCACUUGACCAGGGAACACAUGAAGCGAGUCUUAGGAGAAGUGUACCUGCACACCUGGAUCACAGAGAACACCAGCAUCCCAACCAGAGGGCUCUGUAACUUCUUAAUGUCUGACGAAGAGUAUGAGGACAGGACAGCACGGGUGCUGAUUGGGCAUAUCUCAAAGAAGAUGAACAAACAAACUUUCCCUGAGCACUGCAGUCUGUGUAAAGAGGUCUUGCCAUUCACGGAUCGCAAGCAGGCCAUCUGUUCCAACGGCCACAUUUGGCUCCGGUGCUUUUUAACUUACCAGUCCUGCCAGAGUUUGAUAUACAGAAGGUGUCUGCUUCAUGACAGCAUUGCCCGGCAUCCGGUCCCAGAAGAUCCUGACUGGAUUAAGAGGUUGCUGCAGAGCCCCUGCCCUUUUUGUGACUCUCCUGUCUUCUGAGUGUCACUGGUGGAAAGAUGGAAGGGCACAAACUCUGCUGUAGAAAACGCCCUCUGUUCCGAAGAGAGGGUGCGCCCAAGAAAGCCUGGCCCUCGGGAGUCGGAGGCGCCCUUCGUGACUGAAAAGGGGGCCUGGAGCUCCUUUCUGAAGGCAGACCAUCUCCAGGGAAGGAGCAUAGCUUUUAAAGUGGCAGGACACAGUUUGAGUCAUUUUGAGAUGAACAUUAAUUAGCCUCUGUGUUCUUAUCUAGUGAGGAACACUUAUUUUCUAAGUGUCUGGACUGAAGCAGUUUGAACAAAAGGAAUAUUCUGUCAUUUGUAGAAACAGAAUGAUCUCUUCUAGAGAGUUCGGGUAAAGGCUUUGCUGGGCUGAGUUACAGGCUUUAUACUCACUCUGGUCUGGAACUGCUUUGUGGCUUGAGAGCUUCAAUUGUUUGGUAUGUGGCAUUAAAAGUGUCUAAAACAGCA